This is a messenger RNA of Ectocarpus siliculosus, 3150 nucleotides long. NCBI's taxonomy places the organism in Eukaryota, Phaeophyceae, Ectocarpales, Ectocarpaceae. The record is from the annotation of a GenBank genome assembly.
AUGUCCCAUGCCAUCGAGUCAAGGAUGCACGCCUUCUUCUCGAGGCUGGGGGAACUGGUAGCCAUUCACCCUGGAAAGACGGUGUUGCUCGCUUUAGUAGGCGUUCUGAUCGGCGCGUCCGGCUUCACGGCCCUGGAGCAGGAGUCGAGGGGAGACAAGCUGUGGGUGCCCUCGGGCACUCGCGCCUCGGAGGACUACGCGACUUAUCUGUCGUUCUUCCCCCCGGCGGGCCGAUCAAACCUCGUCAUCGCUGUUCCCUCGGACGGAGGCGAUGCCUUGACCAAGGAAAACCUCGUCAGGGCCCUUGACCUGUUCGAGGAGAUCAGCGCCGUAACCAUCACCUACGAGGGCGAGGAGUACUCGUUUGCAGACCUCUGCGUGGAGUCUUCCGACUACUCGGGCACAACGUGCAUGGUGGAGAGCGUCCUCGGCAAGUGGGAGUACGAUUCUGCCCUCCUGGACGCAGAGGCGGACGCCACCGUCCUCACCACGAUCAACACUGGGUCGACCAUAAGCGAGCUGGAAAACUACCUGGGGGGAAUGACUCUCUCGGACGAUGGAACAGAGGUCCUUUCGGCCGAAGCCCUCCGGAUAGUGGUGACCCUGAAAAGCACGGAGACCGUGGAGGACGGUGCCUACGUUGAUCCCAUUCCGGACGAGUGGGAGCUGGAGUUCAUCGACGUUGCCCAGGAUUGCACCGAUGGCUUGGAGUGCUACGUGGAGGCAACGCGGUCGUUGAGUGACGAGUUCGGCGGCGCUAUCUCCGGAGACAUCUCCCUCAUCUCUGGGUCUUACAUGAUCAUCAUGGCGUACACCGUCUUCAACCUUUCGUCCACUCCUUUCCUCAAGUCGAGGAUCCUUCUGUCUCUCGGAGCCAUCUUGACGGUGGGACUGUCGAUCGCGUUCUCCAUUGGGCUGGCAGCUUACUUGGGCUUCUUCUACACCCCCCUACACACGGUGCUACCCUUUAUCCUGCUCGGGCUUGGAGUGGACGACAGCUUCGUCAUCUGCAACGCAUUCGGCAGGACUGACCCGAGAAAAUCCAUCCCGGAGCGGAUGCGCGAGGGCCUCGGCACUUCAGGCGUGUCCAUCACGGUGACUAGCAUCACCGACUUCGUGGCCUUCAUGAUCAGCUCCACCACGGCACUGCCGGCGCUGUCUUCGUUCUGUGUAUACUCCGCGCUGGGUGUCCUAGCGCUCUACAUUUUGCAGUCGACGCUAUUUGUUGCCUUCGUGGUGUACGACAUGAGGAGGCAAGAGGCGGGCAGGCUGGAUUGCUGCUGCUUCUUGAAGACCAAAGACAUGCACAAGCGGCCCUCGGCGGUGGCCGCGGCUGCCGCAGAACCGAGCGCUGAAUGGGACCCUACCUGGGGCGAAAGGGGACGGCUGGAGAAGUUUGUCGGCGACAAGUACGCCCCCGUUCUCACGAAGAAACCUGUCAAGGCCGCAAUCAUCGCCGUCUUCGGCAUCAUAUUCGCGUUUUGCUGCUACGGGGCUAGCCAGCUUGGCGUGGAUGAUACCGACGAGGCGUUCAUCCCUGACGGGUCUUACCUCCUCGAUACGAUCAACGCGCGAGAGAUGUACUUCGGGAGCGUCGGCGCGGACGUAGAGAUUGUGACCGAAGACAUCGACUACUUCUCCCUGCAGGCGGAGCUAGCAGACGUGUCCGCCAAGCUGACCGGCUUUGGAGACGACAGGUCGCCGUACAUCAAGGACCCUGCCACGAGCGGGACGUUCUUCAGCUGGUUCGACGACCUCAUCGUUUACGCCGAAGCGGAAGGCACAGCCACUCUUGUCCCUAGCACCUCCUUCGACGGAGAGUACACGGUGUUCUCCGACGAAACGGAGUUCCAGUCCAGUCUUGCGGCAUUCUUGGCCUCCGAUGAUGGUAUCAAGUACAGUGCCAAUGUCGUCGUCGAGGAGGACGGGAGCAUCAGAGCGGCGGCCAUCCAGUCCGAGUACAGCGGCGACAUCAACGGCGACGCUGCCAAGCAGGUGGAUGCGAUGGUUGACUUGAGAAGCGUGAUGGACGACUGGAGCUUCGAAGCGUUCCCAUGGAGUGAAAGGUAUUUCCAGUGGGAGACGUUCCAGAUCAUCUACCAGGAGCUGUACCAGGGCCUCGGUCUGUGCUUGGCGGUGGUGCUUGUCCUGACGCUUAUCCUGAUCGCGCAUCCAGCCACGGCGGGCCUUGUUUUCCUCAUGGUCACCUUCACGAUCGUGGACGUUUUGGGCAUUAUGUACUACUGGGGGUUGUCCAUCGACACGAUUGCCGUGAUCAACCUGGUGUUGGCGGUCGGCCUCUCCGUCGAUUACGCGGCACAUGUGGCGCAUUCCUUCAUGGUCAAGACGGGGACCAGGGACGAGAGAACGGUCCAGGCUCUUGCUGACAUCGGUGUGGCUGUGAUUCAUGGUGGGGUUUCGACGUUCCUGGCGGUGGUGCUGCUCUCCUUGUCUGCCUCCUACGUAUUCAGGGUGCUCUUCAAGCAGUUCUUUGCGACCGCCGUCAUGGGUCUGGGGCACGGUCUGAUUCUUCUUCCUGUCCUGCUCAGCCUCGUGGGCCCGGCAUCCUACAGGGCUGCUGACGGUGACCUGAAGGAAAAGGGGCACGUCCAGGCUGCGGUAACGCCAGUUGGAAACGGCUCGAAUUCGAAGGUCUCGCCUUCUGAAGGCAGAUAGAGCUGCGUUUUUGCUUGGCUCUUUGCUCGCCGUCUUGUCUUUGCCCUCAGUCUCUCACGUUCAGCCUUGGUUGGCGAUGAAGGUUGUUCUUGUUCCCAACGGGCAUUGUACAGCCUCUCUCUGACUUGUGUGAGUCCUCCCUGUCAGUGACAGACGGUUGUUCUAUCUUUUUAAUGUUUUUUUGUAGUUGUCCAUGUUCGUUUCUUUUGGCGAUUUUGUACGAUAUAUAUAUAUAUAUUUUGUCUUGACUUCACAUCAGCACUCACAGCACUAGUGCCGUUUACUCCAACCCGUGGUCACACCGAAGAGCCCCUAUCUACCCUCCCCUCCUGCGGUACUUUGCCUUCGAUUUUUAAUGCGAGAAGAGUUCAGCACUCUCUUCCCUCUGUGUACACACGAUGUUGGACUCCUCCGAAGGGUUUUGUCCGUUUGUGUCGUUCGUAUGUACUAUUGUAUAGCCCUUGGUUCAUGCCA